Sorex fumeus (smoky shrew) is the source of this 4435-nucleotide messenger RNA. RefSeq names its product RAS protein activator like 2 (gene RASAL2). Gene Ontology annotation, biological process: regulation of GTPase activity. The record is from RefSeq and is a predicted model, not a curated record. Lineage: Eukaryota; Metazoa; Chordata; Mammalia; Eulipotyphla; Soricidae.
CCCCCCAUGGAGCUGUCGCCGGCGUCUGGGGGAGCCGCCGAGGCGCGCUCGUGGCCCGAGAUGUUCCCGGCGCUCGAGUCCGCCGAGUCGCCGCUGCCCCCCGACGAGCUGGACGGCGGCGUGCCCGUGAGCGGGGCCGUGGUGGCCGGGGGCAUGCUGGAUCGCAUCCUGCUGGAGUCGGUGUGUCAGCAGCAGAGCUGGGUCCGCGUGUACGAUGUGAAGGGGCCGCCGACGCAUCGCCUGUCCUGCGGCCAGUCCCCCUACACGGACAGCACGACGUGGGAACGCAAGUACUGCAUCCUCACCGACAGCCAGCUUGUGCUGCUCAACAGGGAGAAGGAGAUGCCCGUGGAGGGAGGCCUGGACCAGCAGACAGACGCCUCCAAAGGGCGUUGCCUGAGGAGAACCGUCAGCGUCCCCUCCGAGGGCCAGUUUCCCGAGUACCCAGCAGAGGGCGCCAACAAGCUGGAGGUGCCGGCAGAGAGAUCCCCCCGCCGACGGAGUAUCUCAGGGACCAGCACCUCCGAGAAGCCCAGCUCCAUGGACCCGGUGAACACGUCGCCCUUCAAAGUCCCAGGCUUCUUCAGCAAGCGCCUGAAGGGCUCCAUCAAGAGGACCAAAAGCCAGUCGAAGCUUGACAGGAACACUAGCUUCCGGCUGCCUUCACUCCGGAACACAGACGACAGGUCCCGGGGGCUGCCCAAGCUCAAGGAGUCCCGCUCGCACGAGUCCCUGCUGAACCCCUGCAGCGCCGUGGAGUGUCUGGACCUGGGCCGGGGGGAGCCCGUGGCCGUGAAGCCCCUCCACAGCAGCAUCCUGGGCCAGGACUUCUGCUUUGAGGUCACCUACCUGAGUGGCAGCAAGUGCUUCAGCUGUAACUCUGCCUCCGAGAGAGACAAGUGGAUGGAAAACCUUCGCAGAACGGUCCAGCCCAAUAAGGACAACUGCCGACGUGCCGAAAAUGUUCUCCGCCUGUGGAUCAUUGAAGCCAAGGACCUCGCCCCUAAGAAGAAGUACUUCUGUGAACUGUGCCUUGACGAUACCCUCUUCGCGCGAACCACCAGCAAGACCAAAGCGGACAAUAUCUUCUGGGGGGAGCACUUCGAGUUCUUCAGCCUGCCGCCCCUUCACAGCAUCACGGUCCACAUCUACAAGGACGUGGAGAAGAAGAAGAAGAAGGACAAGAACAACUACGUGGGGCUGGUCAACAUCCCCACGGCCAGCGUGACGGGCCGCCAGUUCGUGGAGAAGUGGUACCCGGUGAGCACGCCCACCCUCAGCAAGGGCAAGGCAGCCGGGCCGUCCAUCCGCAUCAAGUCCCGCUUCCAGACCAUCACCAUCUUGCCUAUGGAGCAGUACAAGGAGUUCGCCGAGUUCGUCACCAGCAACUACACCAUGCUGUGCUGCGUCCUUGAGCCGGUCAUCAGCGUGAGGAACAAGGAGGAGCUGGCCUGCGCCUUGGUGCACAUUCUGCAGAGCACCGGAAGAGCCAAGGACUUCCUGACCGACCUGGUGAUGUCCGAGGUGGACCGCUGCGGGGAGCACGACGUGCUGAUCUUCAGGGAGAACACCAUCGCCACCAAGUCCAUCGAGGAGUACCUGAAGCUAGUGGGACAGCAGUACCUGCACGACGCGCUGGGGGAGUUCAUCAAGGCCCUGUACGAGUCGGACGAGAACUGCGAGGUGGACCCGAGCCGCUGCUCGUCCAGCGAGCUGCUGGACCACCAGAGCAACCUCAAGAUGUGCUGUGAGCUGGCCUUCUGCAAGAUCAUCAACUCCUACUGUGUCUUCCCGCGGGAGCUGAAGGAGGUGUUCGCCUCGUGGAAGCAGCAGUGCGUGGCCCGUGGCAAGCAGGACCUGAGCGAACGGCUCAUCAGCGCGUCCCUGUUCCUUCGCUUCCUGUGCCCCGCCAUCAUGUCGCCCAGCCUCUUCAGCCUCAUGCAGGAGUACCCCGACGACCGCACCUCGCGGACCCUCACGCUCAUCGCCAAGGUCAUCCAGAACCUGGCCAACUUCGCCAAAUUUGGAAACAAAGAAGAAUACAUGGCAUUCAUGAACGACUUCCUGGAACAUGAGUGGGGUGGCAUGAAGCGCUUCCUCCUGGAGAUCUCCAACCCCGACACCAUCUCCAACACCCCCGGCUUCGAUGGCUACGUGGACUUGGGCCGGGAGCUCUCCGUCCUGCAUUCCUUGCUCUGGGAGGUGGUGUCCCAGCUGGAUAAGGCGACCGUGGCCAAGCUGGGACCCCUGCCCCGGGUCCUGGCCGACAUCACCAAGUCGCUGACGAACCCCACACCCAUCCAGCAGCAGCUGCGGCGGUUUACGGAGCACAGCUCCAGCCCCAACGUCAGCGGCAGCGUCUCCUCCGGGCUGCAGAAGAUCUUCGAGGACCCCUCGGACAGCGACCGGCCGCGGCUGCAGUCGCCCGGCCCGGACCCCGGGGACAGCUACUGCCGCGGGAAGACCCUGCUCCUGGUGCAGCAGGCCUCGUCGCAGAGCAUGAGCUACUCGGACCCGGACGAGAAGGAGGCCGGGCUGCCCAACGGGCGCAGCGUGUCGCUCAUGGACCUGCAGGACGCUCCGGCCGAGCUCCCGGGGCUGCUGCCCGACGCCCCGGUGCGCCUGGCGGGCAGCCAGCUGUCGGUGGCACCCGUGGCCGGCGGGGUCCGACUGCCGCGCGAGGCCCCGGGCGCCCCGCAGAGCGCCCCGCAGGCGCGCCGGCCCCUGCGCCCGGCCCUGCAGCCGCUGGCCUUCCAGAACCCCGUGUACCAGCUCGGCCACCCGGUCGCGCCCGCCUCGGCCGGCUCCAGCCUGGAGAACCUGAGCACGGCCAGCUCCCGCAGCAACAGCGACGACCUCCGGCUCAGCGCGCCCAGCUCCAGCAGCCUGGAGGAGCGCACCGCGCCCCCCGCGCCUCCCCGCCACGACAGCGCCGGCCCCCCGCGCGCCCGGUGCCCGCACCAAGGCGCCCACCGCCGCACCUGGCCCGGCCCCGGUCCCGCCGUCCAGCGCCUCCCUGCGCAGCGCCACCACCGAGCUGCCCAGCACGGGGGCCGCGCCCGCCCGCCCUCCUCCUCCUCCCGGGAGAGCCCCGUGCCCAAGGUGCGCGCCAUCCAGAGGCAGCAGACGCAGCCCGUGGGGGUGCAGUCGCCCGUGGACUCGGCCACCAUGUCCCCCGUGGAGAGGACAGCAGCCUGGGUCCUCAACAACGGGCAGUACGAGGAGGACGCGGAGGACGUGGAGCAAGUGCAGGAUGAAGCCAAGCACGCCGAGAAGUACGAGCAGGAGAUCGCCAAGCUGAAGGAGCGGCUGCGCGUGUCGAGCCGGCGGCUGGAGGAGUACGAGCGGCGCCUGCUGGUGCAGGAGCAGCAGAUGCAGAAGCUGCUGCUGGAGUACCGGGCGCGGCUGGAGGGCAGCGAGGAGCGGCUGCGGCGGCAGCAGGAGGAGAAGGACAGCCAGAUGAAGGGCAUCAUCAGCAGGCUGAUGGCAGUGGAGGAGGAGCUGAAGAAGGACCACGCGGAGAUGCAGGCCGUCAUCGACGCCAAGCAGAAGAUCAUCGACGCGCAGGAGAAGCGCAUCCUGUCCCUGGACUCGGCCAACACGCGGCUCAUGAGUGCGCUGACGCAGGUGAAGGAGCGCUACAGCGUGCAGGCCCGCAACGGCGUGUCCCCGACCAACCCCACCAAGCUGUCCAUCACCGAGAACGGCGAGUUCCGAAACAGCAGCUGCUGACCGCCGGCCCGGGGACGCAGGACUGACGGACGACGGACACGGACAGAUGGACGGGCGGGCAGCGGCGGGAGGGAGCCGCCCGCCCUGGCCCUGCCCUCGCCAGCGCUGUCCCCCCCGCCCGGGCGCCGGGGCCGGGCCGGGCACAGAGGACGCCCGAGUCCGUGCCGGGAGGAACUGACCACGUAGAGGACGUCUCUCACCUUUGCCCUUUUGUAUUACCGUUUCUCCCCGGUGAAGAGCACUGCACAGCUGGGGGAGGCCAGCCGGACUCGGAGAGUCAGGAGGGGACACAGGAGGGGGCCAGGCAUUGCGGGCGACCAGCGCCAGAGGGUCUCGGGCACGGACGGACAGAAUUGUCCAAGGCGGCCGCGGUGAGAAGCCCCGUUCUGCCCACUGACCCUUGUCCUGUAGAGAAACGAGUCCGGGGUCGGGAGCCACACAGGGUCACAUAAUUCACCUCCGCCCACCUGCCAGGCAGCCCAGCAGGACAGGUUUCGGGGGAGGGGCAGGUGUGCAGUUGGAGAAGGUUCUAGAAUGUUCUAGAAGGUUCCAGGAGACACGCUUCGGCGCUGUCCUGCGGGCGGCCCUCCUGGAGGUCGCUCUCUGUCCCUUCUCGUCCCGGGAGCUAUUCCCGGACCCCCACCCCCCACCCCCCGGUUGUAAUAAAGGAAAGUCUUUUUCCUCUCUGGAGUUUCCAGGGCGA